Messenger RNA from Myiozetetes cayanensis, 3082 nucleotides. RefSeq names its product vertebrae development associated (gene VRTN). NCBI's taxonomy places the organism in Eukaryota, Metazoa, Chordata, Aves, Passeriformes, Tyrannidae. The coding region runs from base 97 to 2124 and encodes 675 amino acids. Gene Ontology annotation, cellular component: chromatin. Gene Ontology annotation, biological process: regulation of transcription by RNA polymerase II. The transcript has 2 exons. The record is from RefSeq and is a predicted model, not a curated record.
GGCGGCCGCGACUCCGCGCCGCUUCCUGCCGCCGCCCUUAAAGGUGCGGGGCGGCCCAGGGCGCGGGUGGGGCGUGAUUUGACCCGCGGAGCCAGGAUGAUCCAGCGGCACCAGCUGGUGCAGUCUGUGCUGCAGGAGCUACAGGAAGCCACUGAAUGCUUUGGCCUGGAGGGUCUCACCAGUGCUGCACUGGAGGCAGAGAGGACCCUGUCAUCUUUCUCCCUGCCCGGCUAUUGUGGGAGUCAGUUCCAAGAGGAGCUAGAGGUUGACCGGGUAGCCAGGAGCCUCUAUCCUGAGGAUGCCCCAAGUAACAUGCUGCCUCUGGUUUGCAAAGGUGAGGGAAACCGCCUCUUUGAGGCCGCCAGCGUGCUGCUCUGGGGCAACCCCAGCCUCAGCCUGGAGCUGCAGGUGCGUACCGUCGUGGAGAUGCUGCUGCACAAGCAGUACUACUUGAAUGGCAUGAUUGAUUCCAAAGUAAUGCUGCAGGCUGCCCGCUACUCCCUCUGCACUGAAGAGACCCCGGAGAUGACCAGCCUUCCCAUGACUAUCCUGGAGGCCAUCUUUGAUGCUGAUAUCAAAGCUACCUGUUUCCCUGGCACCUUUGCCAACAUGUGGCAUGUCUAUGCUCUUGCCUCAGUACUGCAGUGUAACAUCUACUCUAUCUAUCCCAUGAGCAACUUGAAGAUCCGCCCCUAUUUCAACCGGCUCAUCCGGCCCAGAAAGUGUGGCCCGCAAACCUCCACACUCCACAUCAUGUGGUCAGGGCAGCAGCUCUCCCGGCAGGUCUUCAAAGCGCAGUACUUUGUGGCUGUGGUUGGCCUGGAGGAAUUAGAACCCACAGCACCUUCACCAGAGCCUCCUGUCCAGCCCAUGAAGACCCUUGAGCUGCUGAACAGUGACCCCCAGCUGACCUAUUCUAACCUGCGUGACCGGUACAGCAUUACCAAGAGCACCUUCUACCGCUGGAAGCGCCAGUCUCGUGAACACCGGCAGAAAGCGGCUGCCAGGUUUGCAGCAAAACACUUCCUCCAGUCCUGCUUUCAGGCGGGCAAUAUAAUCCCCCUCCAGCACUUUCGACAAAUGUUUCCAGAAAUCUCCCGAUCCACAUACUAUGCCUGGAAGCAUGAGAUGCAGAGCGUGGUCAAUGGUGAUGCUUCUGCUCUGCCUGAGGCUCACAGGUUGCAGGAGCUUCACAGGGAUGUCCCAAAAAAGGCUGAUGUGAAUGAGCCAGCUAAUUCACGGGGGAGCUUAAGAUCCCCAAGUCCUUCCCUAGAUCCCAUCCAAGCGGGAAUCUUCAUGCAGGGAGCCAAAUCCUACCUAGAGAAAUGCAUUUCUAUGAACACUCUGGUGCCUUACAGGUGCUUCAAACGCAGCUUCCCUGGCAUCUCCAGGUCCACAUACUACAACUGGCGAAGAAAAGCAAUCAAGGAGAACCCCAACUUCAAACACCCCCAGUCACCAAUGGAUAACCAGAAAACUCUACCUACAGGAAAGCCAUUCCUGCAAUUGAAGCCAAACAGCGUGCCUGUUAGGAAGAGACGGAAUGGAGACCGGCCAGCGCUCAGGAGUCUCCUGCAGCUCAAGCCUUCUCUCUCUUGGAGAAUGCAGCUGCGAGAUGUGGCCAGGAGGCAGGUCCAGCAAUGGCAGCUGCCGUUCUGCAAGUACCGCCUGCGCUACCCAUCUCUCUCCUCCACAGCCUACUGGUUUUGGAAGGCCAGUGGCCAGGCUGUUGGGCAGCAUCACCUGCCCUGGACUAGCUCCAGCCAGCCUUUGAACCGUGUGGCUUCCCUGGUGCCUCAGAGAGUAGAGCCAGGCCUCAAGCCCCAGUGCCGAGUUGAGGGAGCCACCAAGCACAUAGAUAAGCCAGUGCCUGCCAUCCCAUGCAACACUACCAUUUCGGGCUAUGCCAUGUCAGACAGAGCCAACAGCCGCAUGUUUGUGAUGGAUGUGAUUGCCACUGCCCAGUUCAAGGCACAGGCAAAGCUGUUCCUGCAGCAGCGCUUUGAGUCGAAGAACUUCCCAACCUACAAGGAGUUCAGUGCCCGCUUCCCACUCACAGCCCGUUCCACCUAUUACAUGUGGAAGCGUGCCCUGCAUGAUGGGCUGACGCUGGUGGAUGCCUGAGUGCCAGUUGCCAGCUGGCUUGGCUACAGCUCCUCUGCUGAUGUGCCCUUUGGCUCUCUGGUGGGGUGUCCGGGCUGGGGCCUCACUCUAACUUUUGUUCUGGUUUUGUGUUAUUUUGUUCCUAGUCUCUGGCUUUAUUUUCUGUGUGGUUCAAUCAGGUAUGGGAGCAUCCUCACAGCGCCUAUUCCCAGAGACUGGAAGAAUGGAAGGAGAAGGCGCUGAGCUGCCCCGAAGGGAGAGGGGCCAGGAAGUUGUCCUCCCUUUUUUUUUGUGCUCAGAGGAUGAGCAAGGGAGGCAGUACUGUACCAGUGUCACGGGAUGCUGCUGGACCUCUUGAGAUGGAGGAUAUGAAGGUCUCUCUGCUCUGGGCAGUUGCUUGAAUGAGUAAUGUGGAGAUGCCCAGCAUGUCCUCAGUGAGCAGAGUAGUGCUGGCUCAGCUGUGGGUGAGGAAGGGCUUGGGGAGUGCUCAGCUUUAUGCAAGAAGCAUCUUUGGUCUGGGUUCUUCCCAGCUAAGGGGAAUAAAAGCUUCACUUGGGGUCAGUGCUGAUGCCACCUUGGUUUUCUGGCUCUUAAUACCUGCCUUGGAUUGUCCUGAGGAGCAGAGGUUGAUAGAGGAGAAGACUUGUCUGUGUCCCCACUGUAGUCUGUCUGUGGGGAAUGCUAAGUUCAGAAUCUGUGUCUUUUGAAGGCUCUGGAGAAGCUGUCCCUGACCUUUCAGGUCUUGUAACAAUAACCUUUCACACAAACCUUUACUUCCUCAGCUGGCAGCUGCCUUACUUUUCUAGGGUCUCUCUUUCCUGGUGCCUGGGAGAAGGCAGAGAGACUAAAACUUGUGUGCCCACUGUCCCUGCAUCCCCUGCUCUGUGCUGCAGGCAAUGUGGAUUUCUCCAUGCAGCAAGUCUGGGUGCAUAUGUCUCACUUGUAAGAAACCAAAGCAAUAAAGACUGUUCUACUCUUA